AUGAGCGCUGUUGAGGAAUUCGAGUUCGAGCCUUUCACGGGUCGCCAGAGCAAGUACAAGGCAUGCCUUGAUGAGCUUGUGGCGCUCAACUUGGGCCCCAAGUCCGUGGUAACGGAUGCCGUGACGCUGCGCAAGUUUUACAGCAAGGACAAGUCGAGCCACGCCCGCUCCGUCCCUGUGGCAGCUGUCCGGCCGAACUCAACGGAACAGGUGGCUGCGGUGGUACAGGUGUGCGCGAAGUACAAGGUGCCCAUGACGCCGCGUGGUGCAGGCACCGGCCUCGAGGGUGGGUGCAUCCCAUACGCUGGCGGCAUCGUCAUCGACACGGAUUCUUUGACGCGGAUGGACUUCGACCUCGACAACUCGUGUGUGUGGGUAGGCGCUGGGGUGCGCAAAAUGACCCUCAACAAGGCGGCUGCCAAGCACGGCCUCGUCUUUGGCCCCGACCCGUCCUCGAACCCCUGCGUCGGUGGGAUGGUCGCAACCUCCGGCAGCGGUAUGUGUACGCUGCGCUAUGGUACCACGCGCGAGAACGUGCUGGCCUUGCGCGUCGUCACGCCGAAGGGCGCCGUUGUGCAGACGCGGCAGGUGGUGCGCAAGUCAUCGGCAGGGCUGGAGCUGACUCAGCUGUACAUUGGUAGCGAGGGCACCCUCGGCGUCAUCUGUGAGGUAUGCUUUCGACUGUUUCCCAUUCAGAAGUACAGCUCCGGCGGCGUGGGCUUCUUCGCCACGACGCACGCGGCCGUGCGUGCAGUGGUGGCGCUCAGGCAGCAAGGUGUCCCACACACACUGCUGCGGUGCGAGCUGCUCAACAAGGAGAGUGUGGCGGUGGCCAACGCGUACAGAAAAACGAACCUGUGUGUGGCGGCGUGCGUGCUACUUGAGUUUGCGUCAGACAAUACGGGGCGGCGCCACAUUCACGGCGACUACAAGAAAGUGGCCGCGGUGUUCAAGAAGUUUGGCGCCAAGGAGAUGUGCUACUUGAAGGACAGCAAGGCCAUGGACACCGCUUGGGAGGCCCGCCGUAGCUGCUACUUCUCCGCCAUGUACGUGGACAAGACAAAAGGUGCUCAGAGAGUGAUCGCGACAGACGUCUGCGUCCCCAUCAGCCGCCUGGCGGAGUGUGUCGAGGCGACAGAGGAGGACUUCAAGCAGAACAGCCGCCCGUGCCUGAUCUGCGCCCACAUUAGCGACGGCAACUUCCACACACUGAUCCCGUUCACCGACGCGGCGGACUUUAAGCGUGCUCGCGAGCUGGAGGCUCGUAUGGUGCGCCGCGCUGUCGAAAUGGGCGGCACCGUGUCGGGCGAGCACGGCGUCGGCGUUGGUAAGGUGCGCCACGUCACGCACGAGCACAGUGAGGCCCACAUUUGUGUGCAGGAGACGAUCAAGAAGGCGCUCGACCCUGACAAUAUCAUGAACCCCGGCUGCUUUUACCCGUUCCAGCAGGUACUGUACCCCACCGCGCACUUAUAG
Messenger RNA from Leishmania mexicana MHOM/GT/2001/U1103, 1476 nucleotides. RefSeq lists its product as uncharacterized. Gene Ontology annotation, biological process: lactate catabolic process. NCBI's taxonomy places the organism in Eukaryota, Euglenozoa, Kinetoplastea, Trypanosomatida, Trypanosomatidae. The record is from RefSeq and is a predicted model, not a curated record. The coding region runs from base 1 to 1476 and encodes 491 amino acids. Gene Ontology annotation, cellular component: mitochondrion. The transcript has a single exon. Gene Ontology annotation, molecular function: FAD binding; D-lactate dehydrogenase (cytochrome) activity; D-lactate dehydrogenase (NAD+) activity.